AUGGUGCCGCAACAGCAAAGACGGAGACGACGAAGAGCAGCCUUAUCACGGACUGCUGAGCGACGGGUAGUGGUUGUGAGGGGUCCUGGUGGCUUUGGGUUUACCAUAGCGGGGCAGAGACCCUGCGUUGUGUCGGCUGUGGCAUCGGGAGGACCAGCGGAAAGAGCUGGCUUACGAGCUGGUGACGCCUUACUUGCAGUUGACGGAGCGAGUGUAGCCAGGGCUCCACAUGCCUCUGUGGCCCGGUUAGUCGCAGCCGCUCCAGGGCCGAUAGCACUGAGUGUGGCGCCGAGAGAGUCACCGCCCACGGACACAGAAGACACUGAACCUGAGGAGCGAGCCAGGACACGACGGAGGUACCCUCCUCCCAGACGGAGGCCACAACCAGCGAUGAUGCAUCAUCCAGCGUGUCAUGCAGCUCCAAACACAUCAGGUGUGAACGAAAUCUUGCAGAAUCUGAGUCGAGCACAACUCACGCCCAGCCACCUAGCAAGGCUUGAGUGUCGCGCUGUUGUUGGUUACUUAGGAACUAUAGAAACGCCCCAAGCUGCACCCAGCGCCGCACCAGGUAAUGUUCGCAAUGCUGUAAGGAAGCUAAGACAAGAAAGACGUACAGCAGCUCCUGUCUUAUUAUCCGUUCUUCCAAAUUCCCUGCUUCUUCGUCGACCGAAUGGCCAAGUUCUUGCUCAGUACCAAAGAGAGAGAAUCGUUUACGCUGGGUGCGGCUCUGAUGCCGAUCGAAGGUUCUUCGGACUGGUCACCGCAGCUGAGAAUACCGAUUUAGAAGCGGAAGCAUCACACAGUUGCCACGUGUUCGCAGUCGACCCUCGGAUGGCGGAACACGAGGCUCAUCACGCGAGGGCAAGGGAAUUUCAAGUGGCUUGCACUAGAGACCCUGUUGCAGAACGAUGCUUAGAGUUUCCUCCAUCCGCGGAGUAUGUAGUCGGCGUCAUACGAGGCAUGUACUCGCUUCCACCGGACGAUUGCGCCAGUCCUACUAUUCAACAGAUAUCGAAAUUAGCGGUGAAAGGAGACAGUCCGGCGUUGGGAAACUUCUCGAGGUGUAAUCGACCAGUUAUCAGAGGGCCUCGAGAGCGUAGGCCGUGUAGACACGAGGAAGUAAGGGCGGAACCGCAGGAGUUUGUUGCCAACUCUCCGCAGCCGAGCAACCACAGUGAGGUGACUACGACGUCGAGUAACAGCGACUCUGGAAUUGGAUUCCACAAUAAUUGCCGUAAUAUAGCGGAUAGGAUAUUGGUAGUCGAAUUCGCUGGCCAGCAACCAGCACCGAAUCGAUUUCGUCAAGAAAUGCCACGAAGACCUCUAGGCUUAGUCGGCUGUAGCAGCUUCGAUGCGGACGGAUCGUUUCUCUCGAACACCACACCAGUCGUUGACGGAUUUGGCGGACAAGGUCGGCCUCUGAACUUGGACGAUGUUAUUCUAAAUGCAAAUGAUUUACCGCCCCGUCAAGUCAAUCACAGAAACGAUGAAGAUACAUAUAACUAUAAUAACAAUGUGUACGGCAAUGUUCCGUCGAGUUCGAGAAGUUUUAACGGGGCAGUUUAUGAUCAAGUCUACACUGAGAAUGAGGGUCAUUACGAGUUCAUACCGUCUCAAUUAGAAAUGGAUGAGAUUGACCGGGUAGCGGAGACUUUUAACUCCGUAGAGAUAUACGAGGAGAGACAGCGCCGAGUGGAUUACCAGUCCAACGAAUCUGUGGAGAAUGUUACGGUGAUCUCUGGGACUAGUAAGGCGAGUGUGGAUUCUGUGUCCAUUUACUCUUCUAGAAGUCACGAAGAAGCGAGGCCGACUCGCAAGAAACAUUUGCAAGCAUCACUGGAUGAUAUGCUCGUGUGCGGUCUCCGGGAUCCUCCUCCGCCUGAAGAUAAGGAUGAUGACAAAUUCGUUCAUCCCGCGACUGUUAAGUGCAAGAUACGAAAGUCCAAACCCCUCAACAUCCUGGCCAAGACCAAGCACAUCUUGACGGGCAAGACGGAGAGGGACCGCGAGAGGAAAGCAUUGAGCGCUAGUGCGGGAGACGUGUCGGGGGGCGCCGGGGGUGGAGGGCCUGAGGAGGGCCUGCCCGCCGCCGCCAGCGAGCCUGACCUGCGAGACACUCAGGGCCUGCCCGCCGCCGCCAGCGAGCCCGACCUGCGAGACACUCAGGGCCUGCCCGCCGCCGCCAGCGAGCCCGACCUGCGAGACACUCAGGGCCUGCCCGCCGCCGCCAGCGAGCCUGACCUGCGAGACACUCAGGGCCUGCCCGCCGCCGCCAGCGAGCCCGACCUGCGAGACACUCAGGGCCUGCCCGCCGCCGCCAGCGAGCCCGACCUGCGAGACACUCAGGGCCUGCCCGCCGCCGCCAGCGAGCCCGACCUGCGAGACACUCAGGGCCUGCCCGCCGCCGCCAGCGAGCCCGACCUGCGAGACACUCAGGGCCUGCCCGCCGCCGCCAGCGAGCCCGACCUGCGAGACACUCAGGAGUGCAUUAAAAAUAACUACUCCGCCAUCUUGGGUGUGGACGCCAUGUUAGAUUUAGAAUGA
This is a messenger RNA of Melitaea cinxia (Glanville fritillary), 2544 nucleotides long. RefSeq lists its product as uncharacterized. Gene Ontology annotation, molecular function: protein binding; GTPase activator activity. The transcript is spliced from 12 exons. NCBI's taxonomy places the organism in Eukaryota, Metazoa, Arthropoda, Insecta, Lepidoptera, Nymphalidae. The record is from RefSeq and is a predicted model, not a curated record. Bases 1 to 2544 code for a protein of 847 amino acids.